Molecule: messenger RNA, 2695 nt
Organism: Syzygium oleosum
Lineage: Eukaryota; Viridiplantae; Streptophyta; Magnoliopsida; Myrtales; Myrtaceae
Product: subtilisin-like protease SBT5.3
Exons: 12
Coding region: 173-2482 (769 amino acids)
Biological process (GO): proteolysis
Molecular function (GO): serine-type endopeptidase activity
Source: RefSeq, a predicted model, not a curated record
CAACCCCUUUUCGUCUCCACCAUAGAGAAUUGAAACCCUUUCUUUUGGCUGGGCUUUGGGGAGUGGACCCACUCCCCUCUGCAAACCUUAUAAAGAGGACACACCCAUCUUUGCUUCUUGUCUACUGUUCCUGCAAGGGGGUGAUGCAAGUGCCUCAUCAAAAGCAGUUGCCAUGAGCCUCUCCGUUCACCUUCUCGUGCUCUUCCUUCUCGCGUUGACACAGCAACAGACACCCACUUUUGCUGCCAAAAAGCCGUACGUAGUUUACUUGGGAUCCCACUUGCACGGCCGGGAUGCUUCAUUGGCUGAUCUGAGUCGGGUGACAGAGUCUCACCAUGAGUUUCUUGGCUCUUUCUUGGGAAGCCGAGACGAUGCCGAGGAGGCCAUCUUCUAUUCGUACACGAGGCACAUCAACGGCUUCGCCGCGACUCUUGAAGAUGACGUAGCUGCCAUAAUUGCCCAGCACCCAAGAGUGGUGUCGGUUUUUCCGAACAAGGGCAAGAAACUCCACACAACAAGAUCGUGGGAGUUUCUAGGUCUCGAGCAAAACGGCGUGAUUUCUUCCGAUUCAAUUUGGAAGAAGGCUCGAUUCGGUGAAGAUACCAUCAUUGGGAACCUUGACACAGGGGCGUGGCCAGAGUCGGAGAGCUUUAGCGACCAAGGGUUGGGACCGAUUCCUCCAAAGUGGAAAGGAAUCUGUCAAAACGACAAGGAUCCUAGCUUUCGCUGCAACAGGAAGCUGAUCGGCGCCAGAUACUAUAACCAAGGCUACGCCGCCGCGGUGGGACCCCUCAAUGCCUCCUUCGACACCCCCCGCGACCAGGAGGGCCACGGGUCCCACACCCUCUCCACCGCCGGCGGCGGCUUCGUCGCCGGCGCCAGCGUCUUCGGCUACGGCCUCGGCACCGCCAAGGGCGGCUCCCCGAGGGCCCGGGUCGCCGCCUACAAGGUCUGCUGGCCGCCGGUCGCCGGCAACGAGUGCUUCGACGCGGACAUCCUGGCCGCCUUCGACGCGGCCAUACACGACGGCGUGGACGUCCUCUCCGUCUCCCUCGGCGGCGACCCCACCCCGCUGUUCAACGACAGCAUCGCGAUCGGCUCCUUCCACGCCGUGAAGAACGGCAUCGCCGUGAUCUGCUCGGCGGGGAAUUCCGGGCCCGACGACGGCACGGUCUCGAACAUCUCGCCUUGGCUGAUCACCGUGGCGGCUAGCACCAUGGACCGGGAUUUCUCCAACUACGUGGUGAUCGGCAAUCAGAGGCGAUUCAAGGGUGCAAGCUUGUCGCCGGAUUCCUUGCCCGGAAGCAAGUUCUACAAGCUGAUCAGCGCAGCAGAUGCAAGAUUGCCCAAUGUGUCGGUCCUCGAAGCGCUACUCUGCAAGAAUGGAACGCUUGAUCCGAGAAAGGUGAAGGGGAAUAUCGUGGUUUGCCUUCGAGGAGAUAACGCGAGGGUCGACAAGGGAGAGCAGGCCUUCCUGGCCGGCGCGGUCGGGAUGGUCCUUGCCAACGAUAUUCUCUCGGGUAACGAAAUCAUCCCGGACCCACAUGUCCUUCCCGCAUCUCACAUCAACUACACCGACGGGUCUGCCAUCUUUAGUUACAUCAAAUUGACUAAGUUUCCCAUUGCUGAGAUCACACGUGUAGUGACAAUUAUGGGCGUGAAGCCAUCUCCAUUCAUGGCGGCCUUUUCCUCUAAGGGGCCGAACACCAUCACACCUGAAAUUCUAAAGCCGGAUAUUACUGCACCUGGAGUCAGUGUCAUAGCUGCCUACACUGAAGCAGUGGGGCCGACAAAUGAGGAUUUCGAUAAACGCCGGAUUCCUUUUAAUGCGGUGUCGGGCACCUCGAUGUCGUGUCCUCAUGUUUCUGGCGUAGCUGGUCUUCUGAAAACUCUACAUCCAGAAUGGAGUCCUGCUGCAAUUCGAUCGGCAAUCAUGACGAGUGCAACGAUACAAGAUAAUGCAAUGGAACCGAUCAUCAAUGCCUCCUACUACAAGGCGACUCCUUUCAGUUACGGAGCUGGACACAUCCAACCCAACCGUGCUAUGGACCCUGGCCUGGUUUAUGAUCUGGGAAUUAAAGAUUAUCUCAACUUCUUGUGUUCUCUAGGUUACAAUGCAACUCAGAUCUCAAUGUUCUCUGCCGGUGCCUAUAAUUGUUCGAAACGCAUUAGUCUUCUAGACUUCAACUAUCCUUCGAUCACGAUUCCUAAGCUCUCAAGAUCAAUUAUGGUGACUCGAACUGUGAAGAAUGUUGGCUUGCCAGGGACCUACAAGGCGUCGAUUCUGCAACCAAAUGGAGUUUCGGUUGUUGUCAAGCCUGCCUACCUGACGUUCAAAAAGAAGAACGAAGAGAAGUCUUUCAAGGUCGUGCUGAAGGCGAACGGAGCCAAUGCGACGAAGGACUACUCGUUCGGAGAGCUGAUAUGGUCGGACACUGAGCAUCAUGUGAGGAGUUCUAUUGUUGUGAAGGCCAUCUCAUGACUGUUAUUAUAGUGCCGAAGAAUGGCCUUCAUGAAUUUAAAAUAAUGGUUUGCAAAUUAUAAGGUGUUGAAAUUUAUAAAUCUGGAAACUAGGUUUAAGAUUAUUAUUUUUAUUCAUCUAAAAGCUAAUCGGUCUUUACAACGAGAGCAUUGUGCAUUCUAAUCACGAAAGCAUGCUUCACAUCUGCAAAAGAACUCGGUUCUCUUUCUUCUU